Messenger RNA from Stylonychia lemnae, 438 nucleotides. NCBI's taxonomy places the organism in Eukaryota, Ciliophora, Spirotrichea, Sporadotrichida, Oxytrichidae. The record is from the annotation of a GenBank genome assembly.
AUGGGUGUUAUUAUUUUGAAGUGGAAAUGCUUUCAGCUUAGACUCCUUUACCGUUUCUUAAUGUUUAACCUGCACUAAGAGUUGGAUUUGCAUGUUAUGAAGACUAAGACCUUGAACUGCCCUUAGGCUCUCAUGCGAGGAGUUAUUCCUUUGCAAGUACUGGCAAGAUUAUUUGCAAUUCUCUAAGUUCAUCAAAGAAAACCAACUAACCAUAUGAUAUAUACGAAGGUAAAAUUAGCAGUUCUAAUGCUUUUAGGCACAUACUAUGCUGGGGUUAGCCUUUAUAUGCAAGCAUAAUGCAGAAUUAAUUUUGGAGAAAAUCCAUUCAAAUACCCCCCUUAACAAGUUCAAUCAUUAUAAGCUCUAGAAAGAUGGUCUCCAUAUAAUUUGGUCCUCAAAAAUCCAAGGGGGGUUUAGAUACCUAGGCCAAAAUAAUGA